Eucalyptus grandis is the source of this 3737-nucleotide messenger RNA. Its product is annotated as villin-4. The coding region runs from base 355 to 3237 and encodes 960 amino acids. The record is from RefSeq and is a predicted model, not a curated record. The transcript is spliced from 24 exons. Gene Ontology annotation, molecular function: actin filament binding. Gene Ontology annotation, biological process: cytoskeleton organization; actin filament severing. NCBI's taxonomy places the organism in Eukaryota, Viridiplantae, Streptophyta, Magnoliopsida, Myrtales, Myrtaceae.
CGCCUCCUCUCCUUCUUCUUCAAUUGCGCUAUUUUGUUAAAAAUCCUUUUCCCCUUUUUCUGCCCCCAGCCCAUUUCUCUUCCUUCCUUCUUUAGUCCCCACCCUGCUCUGUUCCUCAAAUCUCCUCUCCUUUUUCUCUCUCUAUCUCUCUCUCUCUCUCCUUCGCUUCUGGACCUUUCUCCUUUCAAGGGAGGAUCUUUUGGCUGCCCCUCGAUUUCUUUUUCCUUAAUUCGGUCGGAUUAGAUUGGAUCGACUCCACCCUGUUCGGGGAUUGUCCGUCCCGAGUCCUGGCGUCUCUUCCUUAAUUUAAGCAAACUGGCAGCAGACAUAUAUUUUUAAAGCUGCAGAGAAAGCAUGUCUGUUUCCAUGAGAGACUUGGAUCCAGCUUUCCAGGGAGCUGGACAAAAGGCUGGAAUUGAAAUAUGGCGAAUUGAAAAUUUCCGUCCUGUUCUGGUCCCUCAAUCAUCUUACGGAAAAUUUUUCACGGGGGAUUCCUAUGUGAUUUUGAAGACUACUGCAUUGAAGAAUGGUGCCUUGCGUCAUGACAUUCAUUAUUGGCUAGGCAAGGAUACGACUCAGGAUGAAUCUGGUACUGCAGCCAUAAAGACAGUAGAAUUAGAUGCAGCCCUUGGAGGACGAGCUGUUCAGUAUCGUGAAGUACAGGGUCAUGAAACAGAGAGAUUCUUAUCAUAUUUUAAGCCAUGUAUAAUCCCGCAGGAAGGUGGAGUUGCAACUGGGUUCAAACAUGCUGAGGAGGAAGAACAUAAGACACGCUUGUUUGUCUGCAGGGGAAAGCAUGUUGUGCAUGUAAAAGAGGUUCCUUUUGCUCGAUCUUCACUCAAUCAUGACGACAUUUUUAUUCUGGAUACCAAGUCAAAGAUUUUCCAAUUUAAUGGUUCGAAUUCAUCCAUCCAAGAAAGAGCAAAAGCUCUUGAAGUUGUCCAAUACAUCAAAGAUACAUAUCACCAUGGAAAAUGUGACAUAGCAGCCAUUGAGGAUGGAAAAUUGAUGGCGGAUUCUGAGACUGGUGAGUUUUGGGGAUUUUUUGGUGGCUUUGCCCCUCUUCCAAGGAAAACGGCUUCUGAAGAGGACAAGAACGUUGGCAUUUAUCCUACCAAGCUACUUCGUGUGGAGAAGGGCCAGAGUGAACCUAUCGGGGAUGAGUCUUUGACAAGGGAUUUAUUGGAUACAAACAAAUGCUAUCUUCUGGACUGCGGGACGGAAGUGUUUGUGUGGAUGGGGAGAAGUACCUCUCUUGAUGACAGGAAGAGUGCUAGUUCUGCUGCUGAGGAGUUAAUCCAUGGUCCUGAUCGGCCACAAUCUCAAAUAAUUCGUCUAAUUGAGGGAUUCGAGACUGUGGUAUUCCGUUCCAAGUUUGAUUCCUGGCCUCAGACAGAGGAUGUAGCAGUGACUGAGGAUGGGAGGGGCAAAGUUGCAGCACUUCUGAAACGCCAAGGACUAAAUGUGAAGGGUCUCAUGAAAGCUUCUCCCGUUAAAGAAGAACCUCAACCAUAUAUCGAUUGUUCUGGACAUUUACAGGUUUGGCGUGUAAAUGGUCAGGAGAAGAUUCUUCUUCAAUCUGCUGACCAGUCGAAAUUUUAUAGUGGGGAUUGCUAUAUCUUUCAAUAUUCUUAUCCAGGAGAUGACAGGGAAGAGUAUCUCAUAGGAACGUGGUUUGGGAAGAAGAGCGUCGAGGAAGAGAGAGCGUCUGCUCUUUCACAGGUUAGCAAGAUGGUUGAGUCUUUGAAGUUUCUCCCUGUCCAGGCUCGCCUAUAUGAAGGAAAUGAACCAAUUCAAUUCUUCUCAAUCUUUCAGAGCUUCAUUGUUUUCAAGGGUGGCUUGAGUGAAGGGUAUAAGAGCUACAUAGCAGAGAAGGAAAUCCCAGAUGAGACAUAUAAAGAGGAUGGUUUGGCAUUAUUUAGAGUCCAGGGUUCUGGACCUGAUAAUAUGCAAGCAAUUCAAGUGGAACCAGUUGCAUCAUCUUUGAACUCCUCAUACUGUUACAUAUUGCAUAGUGGCUCCUCCGUCCUUACGUGGUAUGGGAACCUUACAACCUCAGAGGAUCAGGAACUUGUUGAGAGGCAGCUGGAUCUGAUAAAGCCAAAUGCACAAUGUAAGACACAAAAGGAAGGUGCUGAAUCUGAACACUUUUGGGAGUUAUUGGGAGGAAAAUCGGAAUAUCCCAGCCAGAAGAUAGCACAAGAUUCUGAGAGUGAUCCUCACCUCUUUUCUUGCAUCUUCUCAAAAGGAAAUCUGAAGGUGACAGAAAUACACAAUUUUAGUCAGGAUGAUUUGAUGACCGAAGAUAUGUUUAUCCUGGAUUGUCACUCAGCAAUCUUUGUCUGGGUAGGACAACAAGUUGACUCCAAGAUGAAAAUGCAUGCUUUAACCAUUGGAGAGAAAUUUCUUGAGCAUGACUUUCUUCUUGAGAAACUAUCUCGUGAAGCUCCAGUAUAUGUCAUCAUGGAAGGAAGUGAACCACCUUUCUUCACGCGCUUCUUCUCAUGGGACUCCGCAAAAUCUGCUAUGCAUGGGAACUCAUUCCAAAGGAAGCUUACAAUGGUUAAGCAUGGUGGUACACCAACUAAUGACAAACCCAAGCGUAGAGCGCCUGUUUCCUAUGGAGGAAGAUCUAGUGUACCGGACAAAAAUCAGAGGUCGAGAAGCAUGUCUUUUAGCCCAGACCGUGUUCGCGUCAGGGGCAGGUCUCCUGCUUUCAAUGCACUAGCUGCUAAUUUUGAGAACCCAAAUGCAAGAAAUCUCUCAACUCCACCACCAGUUGUCAGGAAGAUCUUUCCAAAGUCUGUCACCCCUGAUUCAGUGAAACUGGCUUCCAAAUCUUCAGCUAUCUCCUCUAUCAGUUCCACUUUUGAGAAAUCACCACCAAUACGAGAAGUCAUCAUACCCAAAUCUAUCAAAGUGAGUCCUGAGACACCAAAACAGAAUUCAGAGCCAAAUAACAAAGAGAACUCUAUGAGCAGCCGAAUAGGAUCCCUGACCAUUCAAGAAGACGUGAAAGAGGGUGAAGCUGAAGAUGAGGAUGGGCUUCCAAUCUACCCAUAUGAUCGUCUUAAGACAACAUCAACAGAUCCUGUGGCGGAAAUUGAUGUUACCAAACGAGAGACUUAUUUGUCAUCAGCGGAGUUCAGAGAGAAAUUUGGGAUGACAAAGGAUGCUUUCUCUAAGUUGCCCAAAUGGAGACAGAACAAGCUUAAAAUGGCACUUCAAUUGUUUUGAGUCUGGCUUGAUAGCUCUAUUUAUUCUUUUGCUUUCUCCAUUAAGGCAUGGCGAGCAGAAGGAAGCUUUCCUGGAUAUCUUUGGUGAAUUUGGAGCGGCAUUAGUCAAAGGGACAGAAAGGUGCUUUUUUUUUGGAUGCUUCUGCUCCCAAGGAACUAUUUUUGGCAAUUUAUGGACAGAUCAGAUCUUUUUUCCUUUUUGAGUUUGUCCCGGUGUUGCGAAGAAUUUAUAUUCUUUCCGGUUUUCUUUUUGUUUGUUGAGUUAGUUGCUUGGUAUUCUUUAUUCUCAGAGGCGUGUUGUGAGGUUGCAAUUUUGCUAAUUUCCCUUUCUCUUUCGAUUUUUCCGAGAAAAAUUCCAUUUUGGUGCCAGAUUAGGAGGUUUGCAGUACCUACUCAAAAGUGUACUCUUUAAAGUCUGAAGAUGUAAGCGUGUACAGCAGUGUAAAAUCAGCUUACUUGGUCAAUUUGCUCUUGUAAUAAAGGUGUGAUUUGUGUCCUGUA